AUGGAAGAGCUCAGUUUUCGCCUGGCGAGGCUAAGUGAUUUUGAUGAAAUUGUAAGUUUAUCCAAAGGAAUUUAUGAAGGGCACGACUAUCUUCCCAUUGAAUUUCACAAGUGGAUGAAGAUGGAAAACAUGGCAAUCAUGUUGGUUCUUUUCGGUAACAGAGUAGUUGGUUCAAGAGCCGCUUAUAUCAUCGAUGACGGGAAAACGUACAUUAGAAGAGCUGGGCGCGUCCUUCCAGAGUUCCGCAAGCAAGGAAUCAGUCAAAAGCUCUCCGAUGCACUGGAUGAAUACGUACGCUUUAGUUUCCCAACUGUUGAGCGAAUGCGUUUCGUGUCAAAAUAUAGCAAGUUUAGUGAGAGUUUGAAAUUGAAGAAAAUUCUCCAGUUUGAUGUCUUGUCCUAUGACAUCGAAGAGGAAGAAUACCGUGAAUCUCAAACAUGGAAUGAAGAAUCAACUGAGAUUGUCACUUGUACUAAAGAUUACAUUUCAAAUGUUUUGUUUUCUAGUCACUUGGUAGAAAAAUUGUUUCCAGACAAUAUUCUUCUGUACGACCGAGUUCCCGUUGAACCUUGUAGUUCAAACUUUGAACACAUCGUGCAAGAGUUUGAGAAUCUCACAUUUUGUACAGAGAAGAAUACAGCCAACUCCUCGCCCAAAUCGUUCAGCUUCGGCGGUAUCGCUCAAAGAGUUGAGUAUAUCCACUGGACAACCUACAUCUACAGUAGAGACGCGAGCCUGUACAAAGAACAUUUGAUGUUUCAAUUCAGACUUGCUUGCAAAUCUAUCAAAACUCGUUUCAUCUUCGUUUCAUCAGUAAUGGGUGAAAGUUUAAGCGCUCAGGGAAGGAGUUUGAUGGAAGACAAAAUGCAUCUGAAAGUGUCUGAUAAUAUUAGCGAUAGGAAAUUAAAUAUAUACGAGUUGGAUUUAGUGCAACAGAACGUCACUGAAAUCUAG
Molecule: messenger RNA, 954 nt
Organism: Stylophora pistillata
Lineage: Eukaryota; Metazoa; Cnidaria; Anthozoa; Scleractinia; Pocilloporidae
Product: histidine N-acetyltransferase-like
Source: RefSeq, a predicted model, not a curated record